UGAAGCCCGGGACUUCCACUCGUGCGUGAGGCGAGCGGAGCCGGAGACGAGACCCCGAGGCUGAAUUCCGGAUCAGACAAGAUGGCCGGGCUGCCCCGCAGGAUUAUUAAGGAAACCCAGCGUUUGCUGGCAGAACCAGUUCCUGGGAUAAAAGCAGAACCAGAUGAAAGCAACGCACGUUAUUUUCAUGUGGUCAUUGCAGGCCCACAGGAUUCCCCCUUUGAGGGAGGGACUUUUAAACUUGAACUAUUUCUUCCAGAAGAAUACCCAAUGGCAGCUCCUAAAGUACGUUUCAUGACCAAAAUUUAUCACCCUAAUGUAGACAAGUUGGGAAGAAUAUGUUUAGAUAUUUUGAAAGAUAAAUGGUCUCCAGCAUUGCAGAUCCGUACAGUGCUGCUCUCAAUCCAAGCUUUGUUAAGUGCUCCCAAUCCAGACGAUCCAUUAGCAAAUGAUGUAGCCGAGCAAUGGAAGACCAAUGAAGCCCAAGCCAUAGAAACAGCCAGAGCAUGGACUAGGCUAUAUGCCAUGAAUAAUAUUUAAAUUCAAUCUCAACAUCAAGUGUGCAUCACUUCUCCUGUUCUGCGAAGACCUCUUCCUUUUUUGUUUGCAUUUAAUGGACACAGUCUUAGAAACAUUACAGAAUAAAAACCCAGACCAUCUUCAGUCCUUUGGUGAUUAAAUGCACAUUAGCAAAUCUCUGUCUUGUCCUGAUUCACUGUUGUAACGCAUGAGCAGAGGCUAGAAGUAUCAUCUGGAUUGUUGUGAAAUUGUUUAAAAGCAGUGCCCAGUUCUGCUUUUAUUCAUUUCUCCCAUCAUGGUUUAAGUAUCAGCACUGUGAAUGAAAGUAGUUGUCGGUUAGCUGCUGGGGUGUGUCUUUUUUUUUUCUUCCAGUUUUGUGGGCUCCUUUUCCCUUUUUAUGGUGAUGCUAAUUGCAUUGGUUAAAGCAGCUAACCAGUUGUACUUUAGAAUAUGCCCUCUAGCCAAGUCUAACUUAGACGCUGUAGAUGGACAAGCUUGGUUGUUCGAACAAAAAUGGGAACAUUAAACAUCACAGCCCUCACUAAAUAUUGUGAUUCUGCUGUCAAGUGUAGAAACCUCCCUUCGAGAAAAGCUUGUGACCAUUUUGUAUGGCUUGUCUGGAAACUUCUGUAAAUCUUAUGUUUUAGUAAAAUAUUUUUUGUUAUUCUA
Messenger RNA from Vombatus ursinus (common wombat), 1188 nucleotides. It is a transcript of the gene UBE2N, whose product is annotated as ubiquitin conjugating enzyme E2 N. The coding region runs from base 82 to 540 and encodes 152 amino acids. The transcript is spliced from 4 exons. The record is from RefSeq and is a predicted model, not a curated record. NCBI's taxonomy places the organism in Eukaryota, Metazoa, Chordata, Mammalia, Diprotodontia, Vombatidae.